CGGCGGGGCGGAGCGCAGCGCGGAGCGGCGGGCGGAGCGGGGCAGCGCGGAGCCUCCGCCGGCGCGGGGCAGCGCGGCACGGCGCGGGCACGGCGCGGGCACGGCGGGGCUCGGCACGGCACGGCCCGGCCCGCCUGCAUGCGGCGGCGGCGGCGGCGGGGCGGCCGGGCGGGAUGAACGGCUCGGCGGCGGGCGGCGGCACGGCGGCGGCGGGGCUGCUGGCGGGCACCGGGAGCGCGGCGCUGGAGCUGGAGCGGGCGCUGCGCUGCUGCACCGCCGCCUCCGUGGUGACCGACGGCGGGGCGGCGGCGGCGGCGGACGAGCGGAGCCUGUACAUCAUGCGGGUGGUGCAGAUCGCCGUCAUGUGCGUCCUGGCCCUCACCGUCGUCUUCGGCAUCUUCUUCCUUGGCUGCAACCUCCUCAUCAAGUCCGAGGGGAUGAUCAACUUUCUGGUUAAGGACCGGCGGCCGUCCAAGGAGGUGGAGGCGGUGGUGGUGGGGCCCUACUGACGGCCGGGCCCCCGCCGCCCCCCGCCCCGCCGCCGGGGGAAGCCGUCCGGCGCCCUCCGCCCCCGCGCUGCCUGCACGACGGCCGUCCCUCCUUCGGACAGACUGGGUGUCGGUUUGGUGCUUCGGGUUGGUGUUUUUUUUUAUUUUUUUUUUUUUCCCUCCGAACCCCGCGAUCCCGGAGGCCGGUGAGGCGUGCGGGGGUGCCCGGCGUGUGCAGCUCCCCGCCCCCGCCCCGGAGCCGCCGUCCCGACCCGCGGGGUGCCCGAAGUAAAACGUGCUCUAAUGGCA
Molecule: messenger RNA, 797 nt
Organism: Falco peregrinus (peregrine falcon)
Lineage: Eukaryota; Metazoa; Chordata; Aves; Falconiformes; Falconidae
Gene: RPRM
Product: reprimo, TP53 dependent G2 arrest mediator homolog
Exons: 1
Coding region: 174-509 (111 amino acids)
Source: RefSeq, a predicted model, not a curated record